UCCCUCCCGGCGCCUUCAUCGUCUCCGGCGCCUUCGUCGGUCUCCGGCGCCUUCGUCGGUCUCCGGCGCCACUUCGAAGACCAGAAUCUUCCAUGGAUGAUUUAUUCUCUUCGCAUCCGAUGAUUAGGGUGAACUUGGUUCAAAUUGUAGGGAUGGUAGUACGAACAACGAGAAUCAAAUUUCAAAUAACCUAAACUUACUUCCAGCAGUUACUUGAAUUUUAUUACAUUGAAAUUUCUUAGGUUACAGGAGGAAGCUUUGCUAACCAGUGAUCGAAUUCACACAUUCAAAUUCUUCAGUAUGAAGCAUUUCUUCAAGAGCAACAAUUUCCAUAUCAUCAUCUACCCGCGGAAGUCUUAUUUAUCAGCAAAUCAGCAAGUUCUAGCACUCUCUACCUCAGUUGUAAGCGCGUCGAUAACCCAAGAAAUCACUCCCAUUUUAAUCGAAAGACCCAGAAAUCUAAGAUAUAAUCUCGCGAAACUUCUCCAGUUGUCUCCUUCAGUAAACAAUAUUCUUCAUUACAAAUCAGUUCAUGGGAAGAUUGUGGAGUCCGGUUUACAGUCAGAUACAUUCCUUGUCAAUAUACUUAUAAGUGCAUAUUCCAGAUGUGGUUACUUGUCGAAUGCAUACCAGCUGUUUGAUAGAUUGUCUGAGAGAAAUCUGGUGACUUGGUCGGCUGUCAUUUCAAUGUAUGCUCGACAUGGUCAUAAUGAUGAAGCCUUUUCGUUGUUCUUGAAAUUUAAUGAAAGUUCUAAUGAGAAGCCAAAUGAAUUCAUACUGGCUAGUAUUCUUCGGGCUUGCACACAAAUGGGUGUUCCAUCGAAAGGAAAACUACUUCAUAGUUUAGUAACUAAGGUUGGGCUUAGUCAAGAUGUCUAUGUCGGUACAGCUUUAGUUGAUUUUUAUUCGAAAAUUGGCAGGAUGGAGGAUGCAAGAACUAUGUUUAGUGAUAUGCCCAUUAAAACGGCUGUUACUUGGACUAUUAUCAUAGCAGGCUAUACGAAAAUCGGAAGGAGUGAUGUCUCAUUGCAAUUGUUUAAUCAAAUGAAGGAAGAACAUUCUGUUCCAGAUAGGUAUGUAUUGUCAAGUGUCUUGAGUGCCUGUUCUACACUCGAGUAUCUCGAAGGAGGAAAGCAGGUUCAUUCUUAUGUCUUGAGGAGGGAACGAGAAAUGGAUGUUUCUGUGAGUAAUGUUCUAUUAGACCUGUAUUUGAAAUGUGGUAAAGUGGGAACUGGAAAACAAUUCUUUCAUAAUAUGAUGAUUAAGAAUGAUAUUACUUGGAGCACAAUGAUUUCAGGCUUCAUGCAGAACUCGUUUCAUUUGGAGGCAUUGAAGCUUUUUAAAGCCAUGGGCCAAUUAGGGUUGAAACCAGACGCGUUUGCUUGUACUAGUAUCUUAACCUCGUGUGGUUCGCUCAGUGCUAUUUGUUUCGGCAAGCAGGUUCAUGCAUAUACUGUGAAGGCUAACAUGGAGUUAGACGAGUUCGUGAGAAAUAGUUUAAUUGAUAUGUACUCAAAAUCCGAUUCUUUAACAGAUGCAAGAAGAGCUUUCGAAGGUAUGUCAAAUCUCAAUGUAGUCUCCUACAAUGCCAUGAUCGAAGGAUACUCAAGACAUGAAAAGCUCGACGAAGCAUUAGAUGUUUUCCACGAGAUGAGGUUUAGAUCAUUCUCCCCUAGCUUUUUAACAUUCGUUAGUCUUCUUGGUGUCUCAGCUUCUCUUUUUGCUGUGAACUUAAGCAAGCAAAUUCACGGGCUCAUUGUUAAAUACGGCGUUUCUUUAGAUGUUUACGCUGGUAGUGCACUUAUCGACGUUUAUUCAAAAUGCACUUUUGUUAAAGAUGCCAGGCUUAUAUUCGAAGAGAUGUUUCAAAACAGAGAUAAUGUAGUAUGGAACGCCAUGCUUUUCGGGUACACACAGCAAUCUGAAAACGAAGAAGCUCUUAAGUUGUAUCGUUUGAUGCAAUUUUCAAACGAGAAACCAAACGAGUUCACUUUCGUCGCUCUAGUAACAGCCUCUAGUAACUUAGUAAGUCUACUGCAUGGCCGACAGUUCCAUGGCCAGCUUGUUAAGACUGGUUUGGACUUUGACCCCUUUGUGACAAAUGCAUUGUUGGAUAUGUACGCUAAAUGUGGAAGUAUGGAAGAAGCACAUGAAGUGUUCGACUCUACUUAUCGAAAAGAUGUGGCCUGCUGGAAUUCAAUGAUCUCGUCGUAUGCCCAACAUGGAGAAGCAAAAGAAGCUUUGACGAUGUUUGAAGAAAUGAAAGAAAAAGGAAUUGAACCGAAUUAUGUUACAUUCGUGGGAGUUCUCUCUGCUUGCGUCCAUGUUGGGCUUGUAGAAGAAGGAUUAAUCCACUUUCAGUCAAUGCCCAGGUUUGGGAUAGAACCGGGAACUGAACAUUAUGCUUGUGUGGUUUCUCUGUUGGCUAGGGCUGGAAGGCUAGAUGAGGCCAAAGAAAUGAUUAAGAAGGUUGUUCCGGUUCAAUUAGCUGCUAUAUUGUGGAGGAGCUUGCUUAGUGCAUGUAGAGAUAUUGGUAAUGUCGAAAUGGGCAAAUAUGCAGCAGAGAUGGCGAUUUCGAUUGAUUCAAAGGACAGUGGCUCGUAUAUCUUACUUUCAAAUAUUUUCGCGGCUAAAGGUUUGUGGAAUGAAGUUAGAAAGGUCAGGGAGAGCAUGGAGUUUGCUGGAGUGGUUAAAGAAACUGGAUAUAGUUGGAUUGAGUUGAACAAUAAAGUUCAUGGCUUUGCUGCUAGGGAUGAAACACAUGAUGAUGCAGAAUUGAUUUGGCUAGUUUUGAAUAAUUUGAUUCAACAUAUCAAAUUGGUUGACGACAUUUCCUCUGUUUUGUUUGAAUGAUACGAAUUGAUAUCAAAUUUAGAUUUUGUAAUUUGUUGAAAUAUGAACCCUAUAUAAAUAGAUUCCAUUUUGAAAGAGUUAGAAAAUAUACACUCUAGUU
Messenger RNA from Impatiens glandulifera, 2953 nucleotides. Its product is annotated as pentatricopeptide repeat-containing protein At4g39530. Lineage: Eukaryota; Viridiplantae; Streptophyta; Magnoliopsida; Ericales; Balsaminaceae. Gene Ontology annotation, molecular function: RNA binding; protein binding. The record is from RefSeq and is a predicted model, not a curated record. Gene Ontology annotation, biological process: RNA modification. The transcript has a single exon. The coding region runs from base 301 to 2853 and encodes 850 amino acids.